Colletotrichum chrysophilum is the source of this 2160-nucleotide messenger RNA. RefSeq lists its product as uncharacterized. Gene Ontology annotation, molecular function: serine-type endopeptidase activity. Gene Ontology annotation, cellular component: membrane; cell wall. Bases 1 to 2160 code for a protein of 719 amino acids. The transcript is spliced from 5 exons. Gene Ontology annotation, biological process: proteolysis. The record is from RefSeq and is a predicted model, not a curated record. Lineage: Eukaryota; Fungi; Ascomycota; Sordariomycetes; Glomerellales; Glomerellaceae.
AUGCGGUUUAAUGUUCUGCUUCCGGCCCUGACGUUCAUCGUCGGGACUCUGGCUCAGGAUGAGGAGGACACCCAGAACGAGCCCAAGCGCUUCAUCGUCGAGUUCACUAAUGGCAUCAACACUAUAACAAAACGCGACGAGCUCGCUUCAGAAGAGGGCAUCACCGUCCUCAAGACAUUCUCCUCCUCGCUCUUCUCCGGCGCCGCCGUCGAGACGGACACCCACAACCUCGACUCCCUCCGCACCCUGCCCGCCGUCGCGGCCGUCUGGCCCAACAGCUACGCGCACCUCGUCGCGCCCGUCAAACGGCAAGUCGCUGUCGAGCCCGGUGCUGCGGGGAGCUACGCCGUGCACUGGGCCACGGGCGUCGACGCGCUCCACGAGCAGGGCGUCCGCGGCGACGGGGUCAAGGUCGGCGUCGUGGAUACCGGGGUGUGGUAUAACCACUCAGCCCUCGGCGGCGGGUUCGGGGAGGGGUUCAAGGUUGCGGGAGGGUGGGAUCUGGUCGGUGAUACGUGGGCUGUCGGGAGCGUGAAGACGCCUGAUGGGGACCCGGUCGAUCAGCAGGGCCACGGGACGCAUGUUGCGGGGAUUAUUGCUGGAGAGGCGGAGACGGGUUGGAUGGGCGUGGCGCCUGGGGCGAGGUUGUAUGCGUACAAGGUGUUUGGCGCGGGGGAUGGAACGGAUACGGCGACGCUGAUUGACGCGUUUCUAAGGGCGUAUGAUGACGGGAUGGAUGUGAUUCAUGCGAGUAUUGGAGGUAGGGGCGGGUUUGCGGAGAACGCGUGGGCGGUGGUGGCGAGCCGGAUCGCGGCGGAGGGGGUGGUGGUUACCAUCUCCGCGGGCAACUCGGGCAACGGCGGCGCGUAUUACGCGAGCAGCGGCAGCUCGGGGGAGAAUGUGAUUGCGGUGGCGAGCGCGGAGGUCAAGAGAAACGAGGGCGGGCAGGUGAUCCAGCCGAGUUACUUCACGAGCUGGGGCGGGUUGUAUGAUUUGAGCGUCAAGCCGGAUAUUGCGGCGCCGGGGACGGAUGUGUUCAGCACGUGGCCUGGGGGCGAUGGGAACGAGUUCGUGCUGCUUAGCGGUACGAGUAUGGCUGGACCGUAUGUUGCGGGCGUGGCGGCGUUGUACGUCUCCAAGCACGGCGGACGGGAUGUGCACGGCAAGGAGUUUGCGAAGGAUCUGGCGAUGAGGGUCGUCUCUUCCGGUGUUUCGUUGCCGUGGCUGCUGUACGGCGGGGGCUCGGAUGAGGCGUACCGGGCACCUUCGCAGCAGGUCGGCGGCGGGCUGAUUGAUGCGAGGAAGGUGUUGGGAUACGGCACGAGUCUGGAGUUGACCAGGUUCGGGCUGAAUGAUACGGCCAACUUUCGGGCGAGCCAGGGGGUGACGGUGCGGAAUGGCGGGAACGAGAGUGUGAAGUACAGCUUUGAGGUGGAGAGCUGGGCUGGGUUUGAGAUGCUGAGGCCGUUUGAUGCGAAGGAUGUAAUGGAGACGCCGAGGAUGCGGUAUCGGCCGGAGAUGGUGCCGUCGAAUAUCACCGUGACGGCGGGGGUUCCUGAGGUGUUCGAGUUGGGCCCCGGAGAGACGAGGAAGGCGGAGUUUGCGUUCGAGAUUCCGCAGGGUGUCAAUGAGACGGCACUCCCGGCUUAUGGUGGCCGAGUCCUGGUCAAGGGGAGCAACGGAGAGACUGUCGCUGUUCCAUUUCAGGGGCUGGCAUUCGACUUGAAGGAACAGAUGCAGAGCGCCUUUCACGGCACAUAUCCGUGGUUGAGAUCUACGAGUGCUUACAGCAACAAGACGACAUUCAACUUCAACACUGCCACCGGUUCGCAAGACUUCCCCAUGAUGUUCAUGAAGAUCAAGUGGGGCACCAGAGAAGUCAGAUGGGACAUCUAUGAAUCCGGCUUCGAGAACGAGCGCGACUGGGAGUACCCGCCUGUCCCUAGACGAAAGGGGUACAUCGGGUCGGCGACGUCGUGGUCUUCAGCUGGCAAUGUGGCAAGCUUCAACCCCGCUCGUCAUAAUGCCAGCGAUACCUUCUCCUUCCCGGUGACGGACCAAGGCCGGAAUGCGUUGACUACUGGCGGCUUCACGACGGCCUAUUACUGGUUCGGGAAGAUGGCGGAUGGCACGCAGAUUGCCCCUGGCAACUACACGUAA